Messenger RNA from Spirodela intermedia, 3044 nucleotides. The record is from the annotation of a GenBank genome assembly. NCBI's taxonomy places the organism in Eukaryota, Viridiplantae, Streptophyta, Magnoliopsida, Alismatales, Araceae.
AUGGUUUCUUCCAGGAUCUCGAGAUUGUCACAGACUCAUGAUCCCAAAACUCUGAACAAGCAUUUGCUUCUUCCACUCCAGCUCCCUGAUGUUGUUUCAUCGGAUCUCGUUGAGUUUGAUUUUUCUGAUGUAUUUGGCCCUGCUCCUCUACAACACUCUAUUGAAGUGGAUGCAGCAAAUUCAAUUCCUUCGUCAGAUUUAAAUGGAAUUGUCUAUGAUGAUCCAGAGGUGAUUCAAAACCGAUCUCAUUCUUUAGUGGGUCCCACAUCUUGUGUAAAUCAACUGCUGCGGCUCACUAAGCUCACAAUACAUGAGACGGAGAAUGCCUUGAAGCUUCUAGAGUGCGACUCGGGUGAGUCAGAAGUAGAGGCCGAGAAACAGUCAAAUGUUGAAAGUGAGGAAAGCUUAUUCAAAGAAGAUGUCAACCCAGAUAAAGUUGAAGGUGUGGGGCUUGAGGACUUUGAGGUUUUGAAGCUUGUUGGACAAGGUGCAUUUGGAAAGGUUUUCCAGGUGAGGAAGAAGGGGAGUUCGGAAAUAUAUGCCAUGAAGGUUAUGAGGAAGGAUAAAAUUAUGGAGAAGAACCACGCUGAGUACAUGAAAGCAGAAAGAGAUAUCUUAACAAAAGUUGACCACCCUUUCAUUGUUCAACUCAGGUACUCGUUCCAGGUACGUAAUGUCUAAUUUUCCUGUUCAAAGCACCAAGCUGUGUAUACCGAGUUGUUUUUUCAUGAAACUGGAGGCCCACAGUUUUUUAUCAACUCAAAACUUCGUAUGGAAGAUAAAAUAAAAUUUAUGUGCAAAGUAAUACAAGGCCUCAAUAAGAGCAUGAGGCUUGCAGACAUUUGCAUGAUCUCACAAUCUAAUUCUGCCACUAAUUUUAUCAAAGCUUUGUGGUUGGUAGAAAGGAAAUCCACUAUAAGAAUGGAUGAUACCUUUAGUCGACGGUUUUGUCUGCUGCUUUUUGUAAUAAAAUCUCCUGAUGUCCCACAAUGCUUCUCUUUAGCCACCUAAAUAUCUGUUUAUCUUAUUUUGUGUCAAAAUCAUCGAGAUAUGGUUUCCUUGGCAUUAACGGAAACGCCUCCAGAGGCUCUACAUUUGUUAAAUAAGUGAGCACGUUCUUAUUGCUUUUUUAUAAUGCAUGAUACAAUACACAGAAAAACAAACUGGGUGUAAUUUUAGGAAGUUUUAGAUUUAGAAACUGAGCUAGACCAGUUUUCCUGGGUGAUUUUGAACUUAUUAUCUGCCCGCAGUUGGUAGAUGCGACCAAAUUUAUCCUAGUAUGCAUGAAUCCAUCUCAAGCUGUAGCCGGGGGCAAGGGACAAUUUACUUCUUAUUUCCUUGCUUAAAGAAAUGGUCGGUUAACGUUCGCCAAGUAGGAAUGCGAGAGUAAAUAAAAGAAAACGGACAUCAUAAGAAAUUUUCCCUGGUUACCAUUAAUGAUCUUCUGUUCUAGGAUGAGAAGACCCCUGAAAACUUCCCACAAGUGACAAAGAAGUGAAUAAGCGAAAAAAAAGCCUUUUUCUCGGAAAUCAUUUCGAUCCUCACAUGAUCUGAGGUAGAAUUCAAUCUAAGAUAGAAUCUACUCCUUGUUUCUAUGGAUGAUCGACCUCCUUUUAAAACUUUCCUUGUUUAGUUGUCACACUCACUCUCUUCUGGGGGGAUUCUGGGGGGGGGGAUAAUCAUGAUAAACGCCGUGUCAGUGUAAAUAUUCCUCUAAAAGAUUGUUCAUAUGAGUGUGGGAUCUUGUUCUUAUAUGACAACCAGUUUGUUUUUCGCCAGACAAAGUACAGGCUCUACCUCGUGCUUGACUUCAUAAAUGGUGGGCACCUGUUCUUUCAGCUUUAUCGCCACGUGAUGUUCAGGUAGAUCCGAAGAACCCUUCGGCAUAAAGAGGGGCAUUUAUUAAUUAGCGUUCCGAUAAUUAACUUGCAGCGAGGAUCUGGCACGUAUCUACACGGCAGAGAUCGUGUCCGCCGUCUCUCAUCUUCACGCCAAUGGGAUAAUGCACAGGGACCUAAAGCCCGAGAACAUCCUUCUCGACGCUGAUGGGCACGUAAGAAAACUGUCCUUUUUUUCCUAUUUUGGUAUGGAAAGUAUCCUACCCACUUCCUUUUUUGGUCUAAUUUUCCUGUUUUGUGGCGUCCAGGCUAUGCUGACUGAUUUCGGCCUGGCGAAGGAAUUCGAGGAGAACACGAGAUCCAACUCCCUGUGCGGGACGGUGGAGUACAUGGCGCCUGAGAUUGUUCUCGGGAAGGGCCACGACAAGGCGGCCGAUUGGUGGAGCGUGGGGAUCUUGCUGUUCGAGAUGCUCACUGGAAAGGUCAGUUGAAUCGUGUGUAUAUGUAGAGAGGGAGAGAGAGAGAGAGAGAGAGAGAGAGAGAGAGAGAGAGAGAGAGGAGUUUGUGUGGACUGGAAAUGGGCUGUGGCUGCGCUCAUGGUGAAGCACCGGCCAUGGCUCCCCAUGUUGGCACGGAGCAUAUAACCAAUCGGCUCAAGAUCGUUACUUGCGCUAAGAUUGUUCCUCCGAACUUUUGCAGCCACCUUUCUGCGGCGGAAACCGAGAGAAGAUUCAGCAGAAGAUCAUCAAGGAGAAAAUAAAGCUUCCCGGCUAUCUCUCCAGCGAAGCUCACUCCUUGCUCAAAGGGGUAAGUCCUCGAACAUCCUCUCCCUCUCUCUCUCUAGCUAUCUAUCAAAUCUAUCUAGCUAUGUUGAUAUAUGUGGAUGUGUGUGUGGACUGGGUGCAGCUGCUGCAGAAGGAGCCGGGGAGGCGGCUGGGGAGCGGGGAGAUAAAGGGCCACCGGUGGUUCAAGGGGAUGAGCUGGAAGCGGCUGGAAGCGAGGGAGAUAUCGCCGGGGUUCCUGCCGAGCGUGUCGGGGAAGCAGUGCGUCGCCAACUUCGACGAGCGGUGGACCAGCGCGCCGCUCACUGACUCCCCCGUCGCCAGCCCCGUCGCCGGCUCCUGCAACUUCAACGGCUUCACCUACGUUCGCCCCUCCACCCUCCUCCUCAACAACGCCGCCGCCGACCCCCUCCGCCACCAGUAG